This is a messenger RNA of Kogia breviceps (pygmy sperm whale), 2169 nucleotides long. RefSeq names its product zinc finger protein 446 (gene ZNF446). Gene Ontology annotation, biological process: regulation of DNA-templated transcription. Lineage: Eukaryota; Metazoa; Chordata; Mammalia; Artiodactyla; Physeteridae. The record is from RefSeq and is a predicted model, not a curated record.
CGUGUGAUUGGCCACGGCGGCGUCGCCAGGGCAACGCGCGAGGGGCUGACCGCUGGGUCCGGGGAGAGGCGCGCGGGACCGAGUGGGACCACUUACCCGAAGUGGCCUCGGGUGGCCGAGGUCCCCCUUGGUGGCUCCAAGAAGACUCCCGGCACAACAAUGCCAUCCCCACUGGGCCCCCCGAGUCUGCCCUCUGUGGACCCCGAGGCCACCCCGGAGGAUCCUGAGGCAGCACGCCAGCGCUUCCGGGGCUUCUGCUACCAGGAGGUGGCAGGUCCCCGCGAGGCCUUGGCCCAGCUCCGGGAGCUGUGCCGCCAGUGGUUGCGGCCCGAGGUGCACUCCAAGGAGCAGAUGCUGGAGCUGCUGGUGCUGGAGCAGUUCCUGGGCGCGCUGCCCCCCGAGAUCCAGGCCUGGGUGCGGGGCCAGCAGCCAGGCAGCCCUGAGGAGGCCACUGUCCUGGUCGAGGGCCUGCAGCAUGACCCUGGGCAGCUGCUGGGCUGGAUUACAGCACACGUCCUGAAGCAAGCGGUACUCCCAGCCACACAGAAGACGGAGGAGUCUGUGGGGAGCUCCCACCCUUCAGGGACAGUGGAGCCCCUAAGGGCAGCCUCUGGGGAGGGGUCCAAGGAUGCCCAGAUGGAGGGGAACACCCAGCUCAGCUGCAGCGUGAAGGAGGAGCCUGAUGGCUACGGGCAGGAGACUGCACCGUCCAGACCCCCACAUCCAGCCCGGUCCCAUGAGGGGCCCGCUGAACAACAGGAACCGACCUCCGUGCCCUUCCAGCCACCCAGGAUUCAGGAGGAGUGGGGGCUCCUGGACCCGUCGCAGAAGGAGGUGUACUGGGACGCGAUGCUGCAGAAGUACGGCACGGUGGUCUCCCUGGGUGAGGACCCCUCUCCUCCGGGUCCUUGCGCACACCUUGCCUCCCGGCGCUUCCCAAGCCGCACCCUGGCCACCCGCCGGGGCCCCCACCCCUGUCCCUCGUUUGUGCGAACCCCUCACGCCCCCGUGCGAGGGCUGGCGCCUGAUGGGCCCCCGACCCCAGCAGGGUUGCCGUGCCCCCUGCCGGAGGCGCGCACUGAGCCGGAGCCGCUGAGCACCGGAUCCGAGGGAGCGACGAGCCUCCUCCCGGGAGGUGAGAGCGAGAGCUCCCGAGAGGGCCGGCCCGGCUGCCCGGAGGCCCCGCCACCCGCGCGGAGCAAGCCCUACAUGUGCGCGCAGUGCGGCCGCACCUUCGACUGGAAGUCGGUGUUCGUCAUCCACCGGCGCGCGCACGCGGGCGGCCCGGGCGCCGAGAAGCAGCCGGUGGGGCCGCCCCGGCGCGCGCUCCCGGGCGCGCGCAGCUACGCUUGCGAGGAGUGCGGCCGCAGCUUCAGCUGGAAGUCGCAGCUGGUCAUCCACCGCAAGGGCCACGCCGGCCAGCGGCGCCACUUCUGCGGCGACUGCGGCCACAGCUUCGACUGGAAGUCGCAGCUGGUCAUCCACCGCAAGAGCCACCGGCCCGAGGCCCCGUGAGCGCUGGCGGGGCAGCCUCGCCGGGGCCCCGGGCCCAGCGGGCCCAGCCCGCCCCUGCUACUCCACUCCGCCGCAGCCUGGAGAACUGGAGGCCGCCCAGGGCAGAGGUCAGAGUCCCAGGAGGGUUCCCCCCUCCCCGCUCAGUCUCCCCCCAAAGCCGCGGCGCCCUUCUCUCCUGUCUCGCCCACCCCACAUUUCAGAGAGAGAGGCCUGGGCUCCAGUGCACCGCCGCACCGGACCCGCGGCGGCCAGGUGACUUCCAGACCCCUUCCUGUGACAUGGUGCAGGCCGGUGCAGAAAGCCCAGGAGGGCACAGCCUGCUUCUGUUUGCAGGCAGGUGGAAGGCUAAAGUCUGUCCACUGUGCGUUUUAGAUUUUUAACAAAUUGCAGUUUUAUCCUGGAGAAGCUUCUGCGUGAGAAUCCUGAUCUCUGGCCUCUGCUGGUCGGAUCAGCAGCCCCCGCCCUUCCUGCCCGGCAGCUGGGGCUUCAGAGCUGCCUGCCCACGAGCAGGGUAGGUGUCCGGCUGACCUGUUCCUCAGCCGCACACAUCACUCCCUGGCCUUGUCCUUCCAGCUGUCGGGUCCCAGCCUGAACGGACAUUAAGGGAACUUCUUUCCAAAUACGGAUGUACAGGCAUGGCGUCUGAGAACAGAU